AUGACUUCCAUGCAAGAGGUGUUCGCAAAAUACAAAGACAGGGUGGCUGUCUUGGAGCAGAGCAGCAACCCGUUCUCGAAGGGCGUGGCUUGGGUUUUUGGUGAAUUGUUUCCUCUCCAUGAGGCGAAGAUUCCACUACUUGAUCAAGGGUUCCUACGCAGCGACUUGACAUACGAUGUGCCAGCUGUCUGGGACGGACGCUUCUUCCGUCUCGACGACCAUAUGGCUCGGCUCGAGCUCAGCUGUCAGCGGUUGCGGCUACAAAUGCCCUUGUCAACCAAGGAGAUCAAAGAUGUUCUGAUUGACAUGGUGGCAAAGAGCGGCAUCCAAGAUGCGUUUGUUGAGCUCAUCGUGACUCGCGGGUUCAAGAGUGUCAGAGAGGCGAGCGAGAAGGGCAUGACCAACCACAUCUAUCUGGUAGUGAUGCCUUAUGUCUGGGUGAUGGAUCCUCAGGUCCAGCUGAGCGGCAACGCUUCUGCUGUUGUGGCCAGGACAGUGCGACGCAUUCCGCCAGGCUCAAUAGAUCCGACGGUCAAGAAUCUGCAGUGGGGAGAUUUCGUUCGAGGGCUAUUUGAGGCACGAGAUCGUGAAGCAAUGUAUCCCUUCUUGACGGACGGGGAUGCCAACCUUACCGAAGGGUCGGGAUUCAACAUCUGCCUCAUUAAAGACGGCGUGCUAUACACCCCUGACCGUGGUGUGCUAGAGGGCAUCACUCGCAAGACUGUCUUCGAUGUUGCCAAGAUACAUGGGAUCCCCUAUCGGCUCGAGGUUGUACCUGUGUCCCUAGCUUAUGAGGCAGAUGAGAUUUUCACAUGCACAACAGCAGGCGGUAUUAUGCCCAUCACAUCUCUGGAUGGACGGCCGAUCAAAGACGGCAAGAUAGGACCCCUGACGACGAAGAUAUGGGAUACAUACUGGGCGUUGCACUCCGACCCUGCUUACACGACGAGGAUCGACUAUUCUGGUAGUAAGGCCAUUGCGAAGCUAUGA
Molecule: messenger RNA, 990 nt
Organism: Phaeoacremonium minimum UCRPA7
Lineage: Eukaryota; Fungi; Ascomycota; Sordariomycetes; Togniniales; Togniniaceae
Product: putative class iv protein
Exons: 1
Coding region: 1-990 (329 amino acids)
Biological process (GO): carboxylic acid metabolic process
Molecular function (GO): catalytic activity
Source: RefSeq, a predicted model, not a curated record